AAAUUCGUCGUGUACGCUGCCGACCAUCUUCACACCGCAGCAGCAGCAAGCAGCAGCAACAAACCACGCCAGUCCGACCCACUCCGCGGUCGGCUCUCGCCCUCUCUUUCCCCUUCAAUCUCGACCAUGUUUGGUCUCAAACUGCAGCUAACACCACUGCUGGCCGUGCUGGUGCUCGCCUGCUCACUAGCACCUGCCUUCGCCGACACACUCAAUCCCAGAGCACAUGUGGCGCCCCGCGACUACGCCAAGAGGGAUUAUUUCGCCUUCGAGCUCGUCUGGCCAGAUCUCGAACCCGCGGAUCCACACUCCUCGGCUGCUACCGACACAAGCAGGACAUCGAUCCCCGAUGCAGGCGUGCUCUCGCUACUCUCUGACUUUGCGAGCGAAUACGGCCUCACGUUUGAGGAACAGCUCGGCAGUUUAGACAACCACUACCUAUUCUCGGCACCGAAGGCAAACAAGGCCGAAUAUCUGAUCUCGCGCAAGAUCAAGAAGAGAUAUGGCGGAAUCCAUGCGCAGGCGGUCAAGUACUUUGAGAAAAUGCGCGUGAAGAAACUGCACAAGCGGGCGAGUGUGGCUGCGCCGAAGAAGCCGCCAAUUGAUUCCGGUCUCGUUCCCGUGCGCGAGGUCGAGGAACUGCUGGAUAUUCGGGAUCCCGAGUUUGAAAAGCAGUGGCAUUUGAUUAAUCCGUAUCAGCCGGGUCACGAUAUCAAUAUUACUGGUGUUUGGAUGCAGAAUGUUACUGGUGAAGGCAUCGUCACCGCCAUUGUCGAUGACGGCCUUGACUUUGAGAGCGACGAUUUGAGAGACAAUUUCUACCCCCAAGGUUCAUACGACUUCAACGACAACAAACCCCUGCCGAAACCAAUGCUCGCCGACGACCGCCACGGAACUCGCUGCGCAGGCGAAAUCGCCGCGGCAAAGAACGACGUGUGCGGAGUAGGUUCGGCCUACGAUUCCAAAGUCGCCGGUAUCCGAAUCCUGUCCAAAGAGAUCAGCGACGCGGACGAAGCGUUAGCGCUGAACUUUGCGAUGCAGGAUAUCGAUAUUUACUCCUGCUCGUGGGGUCCACCUGACGACGGCAAGGCUAUGGAUGCGCCUGGCGUGUUGAUCAAGCGGGCAAUGGUGAACGGCGUUGAGAAAGGACGGGGCGGGAAAGGCAGCGUCUUUGUGUUUGCGUCCGGCAAUGGCGCGCAGAACGGGGAUAAUUGCAACUUUGACGGGUACACAAACAGUAUAUAUUCAAUCACCGUCGGUGCGAUUGACAGGAAGGGACUGCAUCCGUAUUAUGCCGAAGACUGCUCGGCGCAGCUGGUGGUAACUUACUCCUCCGGAUCCGGGGAUUAUAUCCAUACCACCGAUGUCGGCAAGGCGGCCUGCACCGACGUCCAUGGCGGAACAUCGGCAGCUGCGCCGUUAGCAGCUGGUAUUUUCGCGUUGGUGCUCUCUGUCAGGCCUGACUUGACGUGGAGAGAUAUGCAGUAUCUGACAAUCAUGACCGCGGUCCCGGUCAUGAACGCCGACGCACUCUACCAAACCACUGCUAUCGGGCGCCAAUUCUCACACCGCUACGGAUAUGGAAAACUCGAUACGUAUGCUAUCGUCGAGGCGGCCAAGGCGUGGAAGAAUGUCAAGCCGCAGGCGUGGCUCGAUACCCACGUGGCGCCUGUGCACAAGGAUAUUCCGCAGAACGACGAAGGAUUUACUUCUUACAUUACGAUUGAUGCUAGCAUGCUGCAAAAAGCAAACUUGGCCUUCUUGGAGCACGUUCAAGUCAAGGUCAACAUCAAGCACCAGCGACGUGGCGAGCUCAGCGUCAGGCUAGAGAGUCCCACCGGUAUUGUCUCGCUCCUGGCCACGCCCCGACCAUUCGACCAGUCGACCGAGGGUAUGGUCGAGUGGUGGUUCAUGACCGUCGCGCACUGGGGCGAGACCGGCAUCGGAACCUGGAAGUUGACGGUGUACGAUACACAUGACGAUCAGUUUACUGGAACAUUCGAGGACUGGACGAUGCGCAUCUGGGGACAAGGAAUCGAUGCCGACGCGGCGAAACCGUUCCCGCUUCCGAAACUUCCCCCGGGACUUGAGGAUCCGACGUUCUCAGGCACGGUCGCGCUGCCGCCUUCUACGACUUCGACUACGCAAGCGCAAACUUCCUCGCCGUCUACGACAUCGCCUACCUCAGACCCGACCUCUGUAACAUCCCCCGCUCCAUCCACGACCUCAGAGCCUGACUCUAGCUGGGACGAUUACGACGACAACGACAGCGACGACAAGCCCGAUGACAGCUCGGACUCGGGAAAGAGCGAGAAGCUGUUUGGGUUUAUCCCGACGUUUGGAAUGUCGAUGGAUAAAGUGGUUUGGAUCUACGGCUCCGCGCUCCUGAUCGUCGGUUUCCUGACACUGAUCGGCGUCUGGCUCUGUGUCGCGAGACGAAACAGACAAGGUCUCCGACGCAGUCGUGCCGCGCGCGACGAGAACGGGUAUGAGUUCCAAGUUCUGCGGAAUGCGGCGGAUAUGGAAGACGGCGCGGGCCACCCUCCGCGUCGGAAAGCAAGAGAUCUGUAUGACGCGUUCGAGAACAUUGACGAGGACGACGCGUUCGCGGUUGAGGAUCUGCUGUCUGAAGAUGAAGAUGACGGCGCGGAAGAUGAGUUACUCGGUGGACGAACCGGUGGGCGGAAGACUGAGGCGCGAGAGGCGAAGGAGGGGGAUGAGGGAGAGGCGGGAGAGGAUAAAGUGCGCUUGUUGUCGCAUGCUGGGGAGGCGAGCGGGUCCCAGUGAUGAUAAAAAAUUGUGUAUAUCAGAAAAGUG
Myxozyma melibiosi is the source of this 2817-nucleotide messenger RNA. RefSeq names its product pheromone processing endoprotease Kex2. The transcript is spliced from 3 exons. Bases 127 to 2787 code for a protein of 886 amino acids. Lineage: Eukaryota; Fungi; Ascomycota; Lipomycetes; Lipomycetales; Lipomycetaceae. Gene Ontology annotation, cellular component: Golgi membrane; trans-Golgi network. The record is from RefSeq and is a predicted model, not a curated record. Gene Ontology annotation, molecular function: serine-type endopeptidase activity. Gene Ontology annotation, biological process: protein processing.